AUGGCGAUGCAUGCGAAAGCGACUCCACCACAGAUCCCGGACACCCGCCGGGAGCUCGCCGAGCUGGUGAAAAGGAAACAAGAGCUUGCUGAGACGCUGGUGAACCUGGAAAGACAAAUAUAUGCAUUUGAGGGCAGCUACUUAGAAGACACUCAGAUGUAUGGAAACAUCAUCAGAGGAUGGGACCGAUACCUCACCAACCAAAAGAACUCCAAUAGUAAGACUGAUAGAAGAAACAGGAAAUUUAAGGAGGCAGAACGUUUAUUCAGCAAGUCGUCGGUCACGUCAGUUGCAGCGGUAUGUGCACUCGGCGGGAUACCAGAUCACAUGAAUGAAAAACGCGAGGCAGGCAGCGGCACAGAAAGCGACGCAUCGCCCGAUCUCCAAAACCAAGAAAACGAGCCCAGCCAGGAGGACACGGAGGACGUGGACUCGACGCUGCAGGACCUAAAGCCCCAAAAGGCUGCCUCCUCCUCCUCAUCUGGCAGCCAUCACGGAAGCCACAAGAAGAGAAAGAAUAAAAACAGACACAGGUUUGACAUGAAGGUUAACAAAAAGCCAAGAGCUGAUUAUUCAACCUAACAAAGACGACUGACGACCUGGACACACACACACACCCAAGAGAGAGAGGAUACAUGUAGAAAAACACAACAUUUCUGGACUUUAUGAACUUUGUAUGCCUUUUUUUCGGUCAUGUUUCAGUCUGUACUGUGUGUAUUGCUCGAAACAUUCCCCCCACCCAAAAAAACCCCGCCACCCCUGCAUGUUACUCGGGGCCUGUCGAGGCUCUCCUCCAGUAACACACCAUCCUUGUAUAGUGUUUAAAAAAAAUGUAUUUAUUAUGUAGCUUAUCGCCAUGUUUCCCAUUGUAAGAAAGCUUUUUUUUUUGCUUUUUGUUAAGUGUCACAUACUCGUAUAAAUCCCCUGAAUGCCCCUGAUUCUUUUAUUACGUAUUUUGUUUUGCAAAAAAAGAAUAAAA
Scomber scombrus (Atlantic mackerel) is the source of this 979-nucleotide messenger RNA. RefSeq names its product MYST/Esa1-associated factor 6 (gene meaf6). The record is from RefSeq and is a predicted model, not a curated record. Gene Ontology annotation, cellular component: NuA4 histone acetyltransferase complex. The transcript has 7 exons. Lineage: Eukaryota; Metazoa; Chordata; Actinopteri; Scombriformes; Scombridae. The coding region runs from base 1 to 582 and encodes 193 amino acids.